AUGCCCCGGUGUCUCCGGCUCCCGUGCAGCGCCCAGCAGGCCCUGGCUUUGUACCAGCACCUCUUUGGGUGUCCUGCGGGCCUGGGCCAGCUCCAGGCCGCACUGCAGCAGGUGCCGGAGAGCCGGGCCUGUCCCCCGGGCCUGGAGCUGCCCAUCACGCUGCUGGCCAUGGAGCAGAGCCGCUGGGCCCAGGAGCAGCUUCUGUGGGACUUGGAGCUACUGACCGGGGCUGGCUUGGGCCUCUUCUGGCCCCCCCAGGCCCACUCUUCCAGUCUCUGGGGCCGGGGUGUGCGGAGCUGGUGGGACGAGCCUCCCGGGAGCACAGUCGGGGGGCCUGAGCGGAGGGUCCCUUUUCCAGAGCUGAGGACUGGCAGCAGAGGCAUCUCAGGGGAACCAGGAGGCUCAGAGCUCACAGUCAAGGUGCUCGGGGUCCCCAGGACAAGAGUGGCUUGCCCACCUGGUGGGAGGCUGCUGGGGGAGACAGGUCACUUCCUGCCAUCGUGGGGAGGGGGGGGACCCUGCAAAGUGGGGGUCCACUCACAAGCCAGGGACAACGCCGCUGUUUCUUUCCAGGACCUGACCCCGAGGGGAGAGAGGGGUGAAGCAGGGGUGGUGACCCCGAGCGCCCAGGGAACCUCCGGCCUGCCUGAACCCCGAGGCCCAGGCUGGGUGCUGUACGGGGAACGGGGCCGGGAGCUGGCAGAGCUUGAGAAACUGCUGAGGAUUGAGGGUCCUCAGCGCCAGAAGGCGGCGCAGCCUCGGGAAGAGACCCCCGAGAGGCCGAGGGGAGAGGUGUCCGGAGGUCAGAGCGGGGAGGACCCCCGGGGUGAGAGCCCGAGGACAGGGGCCCUCCCGGAGCCGACCCCGCAGGGACAGGAGGAGAGUCUGUCUUCGGGGGGCCGAGCCUCACGGGCCCAGGAGGAAGGCGACAGCCUGGACACUCGGGGGCACUCGGGCAGCUCCCCGGGGGAGCGGACGCCGCAGCCGGGGGGAAGGGAGAGCCCUGGCCCCCGGGGAAGGACCACCCCGCCGCUGCUGCCGGGCCAAGAACCGGGCCCUGCGCAGGAGGGGGCUGGGGGCCCCCAUUCCGCCCGGUGUCCAGGCGCCGCGACGCGGGCGGCCCGCAGAGCAGGGGACUCGGAGCUGCGGGAGGGCCCGGAGUCGGCAGGAAGCCCGGCGCGGGAGGAGGGCGGCGAGGCCGGCGCCCCCGAGCCCCCCCGAGCCCCGCGAGCCGCGUGGACCCGGGCCCCGGGCGUGAGCGCCGCGCAGCAGGAGUCGGCCCUGCAGCGGCUGCUGGAGCUGCACCGCGCGGCCCGGCGCCGGCGAGGGCGCGAGCGCGAGCAGCAGCGGCUGCGGGUCCUGGAAGGACUGCGCAUCGCCAGGAACCGCCGCUGCAGGGUGCACCCCCUGGGGCCUCCGCUUCAGCAGGCGCAGCUCCCGCUACAGGAGGACGCCGCCGGGCAGCGGCGAGCACUGCGGGAACAGCUCCAACAGGUGCACUUGGAGAGGACCAGGCGGCUGUGGACGCAGGGAGCCAGGAACACUCAGAACUUCCAGCAGCUACUCUGCCCCUCCAGCACCUCGGAGCCUGAACUGCUGGAUCCUCAGAAAGAGAUGGGGGCUCUCCAAAGAAACACCUGAAGAGGUCAUUACUCACACACACACACGAAGAU
Molecule: messenger RNA, 1673 nt
Organism: Sorex araneus (European shrew)
Lineage: Eukaryota; Metazoa; Chordata; Mammalia; Eulipotyphla; Soricidae
Product: collagen alpha-1(III) chain-like
Exons: 8
Coding region: 1-1641 (546 amino acids)
Source: RefSeq, a predicted model, not a curated record